AGUCUCUCUCUCUCCACCACACACACAACAACAAGAGAAGGCAGGGAGGCGCACUCAAAAUCAGGAGUGGUCGUAAGAAGCCUAAACUUAUAAAGGAGAACAGAGAGAUAAAGUGGGUGAGAUUUCCAGCCCAUCUGCCGAGUUUGGGAACUGUAGCUGUUACAGUUUCUGAGAUCCAGAUACUUUUGGGGCACAAGAAGAAGAAGAAGAAUCCUAACAGGCUUUGCUGCUUGGACCCCUAAUAACAAAUCCAAGGUGAUGGCAGUGGCAGUAUCCAGGGAUCUGACAGUGCAGGUGCUGGAGGAUGUGAACGCUGUCAAGCUGACUGAAAGACAGCAGGCUCUGCGCACUGCCGUCCUGAGAGGAGAGCCCAAAUGUCUGGGGGUGAGUCAGGUGAUGCUGGGGCUGAUGGUCAUGUCCUACUCCAUUCCUCUGCACUUCACUGAGGUCACUGAGGUGGUCAGUCUGGGAGUUCCUUGGUGGAGCGGCCUGACAUUCAUCACAGCAGGAGUGGUCGCUAUCAUCUUGGACAAACACUGCACCAUGAAGAUUCUGUGGGCGUGUUUGAUGGUGAGCGUGGUGUCCACUGUGCUGUCAGUGGUGGCUGUGAUCAUCUACUCUGUGGACAUGGACAAGAAUUCUGAGGUGCCCUGCGUCGAGACACUGCAUGGCGACUGUAGCGAGAUACACUACACCACGCAGAUGCUGAGCAUGGGAGUGAAGUCGUCCCUCCUUCUCUUCACCCUGGCCCAGACAGCCAUCUCUGCCAUCCUCUGCUUCCUUCUCUUCAGGCACAGACGCUGCUACAGACAGUACGCUUCUCUCACUAAAGCUGCUCCAUCAACCCCGACAGCACUCAUACCGCCUGACCUGAACUGAUCAGUAAUUGGAUCAGUACUCAUGGAGGUGAUGGAUCACUUCUCAUCAGGUGACCGAUCACCUGUUCUUCAGAUUGAAUUUGUCUGUCUAUUUGUAUCUAUGACUUAUCCACUGUGCAUGAGCAUCUGCUUUCAGAUUGUUUCUAUGAAUGUCUGCCAAGACCUGGAUAUUAGAUUAUUGGUACACUUCAGCCAAAUGAUUCAAAACUUCAAGGAACAACAGAGCUGUAAUAAAAGAAAAGAAGAAAGGAAUAAAUAGAAGAAAUAAUAACUCUUAAACAUUGGCAUAAUGACAAUGACAAAUGCAUUAAAGGAGACGUAAGAAAGAUAGAACGAAGAAAUUCUGAUACAUGAAUAGACAAAGAUAUUGUUCUUUCCUGUGGUAAAACCAUCACAAGACACUUUGGUGGCCAUGAAAUGUGACAAUCUGAUAAAGGUAGCAAACUUUCUGUGUGGUACAGGACACAAAGCACAGCCAUGUGAUCAGGAAGUGGUGGGUAUUUUUGUGGCUGCAGGCUCACAGUGCACCUGGGUCACAGCUGGAGAUCGGGAAGAAUCUGUCAUAUACACAAAAUAACUGUUUGCAUAAGUAGUCUCCUCCUUAAUGACACACCUAAACCAUCACCACAUAAAACAUACAUUAAAAGCUGCGUCAAGAUCGCCUGUGUGUAAUCGAGGUGUGACAAGUGAUUUUAGGUUAUAUAUUAGCCAACUUCCUCACAAAAACUUUGUCAAGUUGCCAGGGUGCUUCACCGGUCAUGACUGUUGAAAAAACUCAUGUCAUCUGGGCCAGAAGGCAGUCUGGAGACGAAGUGGAAGAUCCUGGUUAUUAUUAACACCUGGUUAUUAUUAACACCUGGUCUUCAUCAUCGGAUGGAGUUUGCUCAGGAUCUGUUGACAUGCAAGCUCAGUAGUUCAGUUGUAUCAGCUUCAUCCAGUGAUGAAGACUGUGUGAUAUGGUUAAAAGUACUUGAGAAAGCUAGUAAGUGGACUAUGAGUUGGGUUUUUUUUCACACUUUCAUGCUUAUUCCUGACCAGAAUUUCACCAAUGGAUUACCAAUGGCACUGCAGUGCACAGAGAGUUGCCAAACACCAAACUAGUGCAUGUGAGGAAGAAACCUUACUGAACAUGAGGAAGACUUCGCUCCAUGUGCCCACACAGACACAGACCCCUCUGACUUCUCUCCUGUUUCUUGAUUUUAAAAUGUUUUCAUGGUGUUGUUGCAGUUUUCUGUUUUUCUCUCUCAGUUUUGGUUGUGUGUAUGGAACAAAGUAUAUAUAUAGUCAUGUGCCCUGUUUUUAUUUUUCUUGACUGUUUACACAGUCUUAUGAUAUGUCCAUCUAUUUUGUAUUAACUAUUUGAUAUAAUCUUGUUUAUUUUAUACAAAAUAAAAUCAUAUGUACAUAUAUAUGAAUUAAA
Messenger RNA from Siniperca chuatsi (mandarin fish), 2298 nucleotides. It is a transcript of the gene tmem176, whose product is annotated as transmembrane protein 176. The coding region runs from base 259 to 879 and encodes 206 amino acids. The transcript is spliced from 8 exons. NCBI's taxonomy places the organism in Eukaryota, Metazoa, Chordata, Actinopteri, Centrarchiformes, Sinipercidae. The record is from RefSeq and is a predicted model, not a curated record. Gene Ontology annotation, cellular component: membrane.